AGGCUACCACAUUGUCUCGAUGGACGAUGUGGAACACACAAAGCCAGCAUUGCCGGUGGUACCAGAUAAGUGUGGACCACCAACCAUCAGUUUGAACUAUCUCCUUGAUUUCGCUAUUCAGCAGAUCUAUCACGAGAUCACUGUACUUUCGGAACUCUUGCCAAAAAAGCUUGAUGGAGAUCGAAAGAUUAGUCUUGUGCAGUUCGCACAUUCUACUCGAAUGCUUUUUGUCAAAUUGCUUGCAGUUGUCAAAUGGGUAAAAUCGUCGAAAAAGUUUGAAUCAUGUGCCGCAAUUUGCUACCUUUUGGAUCAGCAGUCGCAAUAUUUCAUCGAGACUGCUGACCGUCUAGUAACAAUCUCCAGAGAGGAGCUUGUGGUUGCUCGUCUUCCUGCCUUCCAAGUGACUUCUGCUGUUGAUGUGCUAACCAAGGGUACCUAUCUUCACCUUCCCACCAUAAUUCAAGAACGAUUUACGCUAAAACCGAAAAUCUCCCCAGUGGAUGAAGCAAAUGUUUUGCUGCGACUCAAUCAGGUUUUGCAAUAUCGAAUAUCAAAAGUUGCUUCUUCGUUGUCUCCUCGUAUCAAAGGAAUUGUUGUGAAGAACGGCAUGCUCAUUCUUACCAUUCCUGGAGAGUUUGAAGUGCAUCUGACAGUACUCGGUGAACGAGAGCAAACUCCGUGGACGCUUUUGAAUAUAAAAAUGCUUGUCGAAGACUAUGAAAUCGGUUAUGGAGCACAACUCGUGCAUCCUCUGCAGCUGAAUAUGCUACACAACGUGCUGCAGUCUAGAAUGGACAUUGCGAAGAAUGCAAUCAAUGAAGUAUACAAUUUCUUGCACGCAUUUGCGCAGUCAUUGCAGUUAGAUGUUCUCUUCUGUCAAGCUUCACAGCUAGCUGCAGGACGGUUAAGAAAUAAAAUUGUUAUUGAAAAAUACGACCCAAAAGAACGUAUCUUGUCGAUUGGCUAUUGGGUACAGCGGAUCGGAAGUCUUAAGAAACCAGGGCUGGGAAAUCACGUUCGAUAUGUGCCCCAGUAUCGUGUUACUAUAUUCAGCGAUGGGAGUGAAGACGCAGUCCUAAAGGUGCGACAUUAUCCGAUUGCACCGGAUCUUGGACAGUUAGACGAUAGGACAGGGCGCCUUUCGAUUGAUCGUCUUUUGUCGGAAACAUUAGUCGUACGCUGUCGUGAAAGGUUGUUGCGAAUACGAAAACGAUUGAAAGCAGCAAAGCCUCUGUCGAUAGUUCUUUACGCUGGUUCCGCUGCUCCAUGCCUUUGGCUGCCUCUUCUUCGAGACAGUGUUGAUUCUCGCGAAGAAUGCGUAGUCAUAUCUGUGAACAUGUUUACAGGACGCGUGCUGUGCAGUUUGGAUGCAAUAGAGUUUCUCCCUGGUUCCGCCUCUGAGCUGAAGGAGUUCGAGGCUUCUCUCUAUGAUGGACAGUCCAUUGAUUUAUUGCGAAAACGGAUAGAUCGGUUGAAGGUCCUUUUGAUGAUUGAACGAUAUCGACGGUCAGUUGCCACACUUCAAGUGCGCAUCAUUAAUGAAAAUCAGAUGGCGCCAUUUUUCAAAAAGGUCCAUUCUCUCCCAGCUGAUCGUAUAUGCCUGCAGUUUAUCAAGGAAGAGCAUUUUUAUUUGGUCGUGACUUUCGUUUCAAACGAAAAUCUGACGGUGAAAAUGUCCCUAUAUCUAUUAUGCACGCUCGAUGAGAAAGUACAGAUGAUGGAGCUAAAUAAGGAAAAGCGACUAAUAUCUGCCCCCAUCGAUGGUAUCGUGGACAUUGAAGCUAGAACAUUUGGCCGUUCUGAGCAAGAUGAUGUAUGGACACAAAGCAUAAAAAGUAGUCGUUUGGAACCGUCGAUGGUAAGACAGCUUACCACUGCGGUGGCUGCUGUUGAUGAUCGAAUAUCGUUCAUGCGAGUGUGUGAGGAGCUUGAUAAGAAGAGGAUAGGUUAUCGCAGCGUUGAAGAAGAGCCGCAUGUUGGUGGUUUGAUUCUUCACAUCACUGAUGUUUCUAAUGUGGUGGAUGUGCGUUGUGCCGCCUUUCUGCGGAAUAUGGCACGUUGUUGUCUGCGUUUGGAUAGCCGAGCAAGAGUGAUCUGGCCACUGGAGUGCUGCAUGGUAAACAUUCCGCUCGUACGAGACCUCAGUCCCUACAAAAAGGGAAGGAAGACGGGAGUUUGGGUUCACGAACAAACGGGUAUCUCUGUGGGUGGGCCUGUCGAUACCAUCGCCACGUCUAUCAUCGAGCGGCUCACUAGAUAUUCAAAUAUCUACGACACUGUAAAUAGAUUCGCCAAGGCUUACGAUGCUCACUACAAUAAGUUCUGCAGCGUGCAAGCAUACACCUUCCACAAACUAGUGAUUGCAUACGGUCGAGAGCGUGACCAACAACUGAUUGUGUCUUUUCGGCCUCGCAACACCACAAAUGAUCGUUUUAACUUAAACUUUGGGCAGACUCUUCCUAUCUCGAUUUAUGACUCUCCCGAGGUGAAUUUGCAAGAAACAACGCGGUGGAACGCUCACUGUAUGAUGGCAACUAUCUUGAAGGAGAAGUUCAAUGCGAAGUCCGACUUGACCGAGCUCGUGCAUUACUUGGUGACUACAAGCGAACCUUUGCACUCACUGGCAUUCUUCAGUAGAAUACGAUUCCAAUCUUGUAAAGUGUUGGCUCAGUUGUUCAACGUCGAGAUUCCAUAUCCGUUAAUUUUGAAGUUCCACCUCAUGCCAAUCAAUGAGGUUACUCUGCGUUUGACAUAUGGGCAUAUCCAUCUGGAGUUUAUCAUGCUAUCCGGAGAUCAGGUGGCUAUUCGGGAUAGUUCUCGUGACAAACCUCGCUGUGCAGGACUGCACAAAUUUUUCCAUUUGUUAUCGAAUGGGACUGCCAGAUCAUGCAAGGAAAAUGAACAGCGUUUCGCUUCCACUAGUUCUCCUGCUCAGCCAGCAUCUCUGCCACCGAACAUAGUUGAGGCUUCGCCCGCUGGCUUAUUAUCGUCUGCAUCUCUGUCAGUUCCACCAACAUCAGAUGCUUCGGUGGUUUCCCCAGCUACAUUCGGCGUUCCAGCAGAACUGGAAACUUCUUCGGCUCCGGUCGUCAUAGAUCAUGAUACACUUCGGCGAGCGUUCCAUUUCACCAAAUUCCCCGGUUCCAACCUUCUGCAUGCUCCAUUGGAUGACUAUCUGAACUCGCUAUGUUUCAUUCGAAAGUUGACCUUGGCGUUCGAAGCGCAUAUGCGACAUCAAUCUGCUGGACGUGUGCCGUUCAGCGACAUCAGAUCUGGAUUGGAUUAUGUGCGUGUCACUGUGCCUGCAGCUGUGCCACCACCACAGCGAAGUGAAACUUCAGCACCUCAGACACCACAGCAACUUGGUGGACUGGUGUCUUUCAAUUUUUACUUGGAACCACACACGUUGUGUUUGAAACUGAAUGUGGAGUACAGCAAAAACUCUCCACCUCCAAGUGAUUUGGUAAUUCUGGAACGAUACUUUGAAUACGUUGUCAGUCGUCUGAACAACGAACUGGCCGUUUUCUCUUUCAUCAACUUGUGUCGAAUGGUAGCAAAUGGGGCUGUGUCGAGCGUAGCACAGCUCAUGAAUGCACAAAUGGAUCCGUCACCGUCGACAUAUUGGAACGUAUCAAUUCAACUGGUUUGUUUGGCGAGGGAUCAGAGCAACGCUAGUGCAAGGCGAUAUCAGAUUGGAACGGUGUAUGAUGCAAACACUAUUAAUGUUUUGGUUCUGAUUUGUUUCCGACCAAGUCGUGUAACGGCGCCGAAAAGUAACGAAAAACAUCUCUUACGAAUCAUAUACAAUAUGCAGACCAACACUGUCAAACAGCACGGCACCGAAGAUGAAUCGAUGUCGUCAGUGAUGAUGGCUUGCUCACAAGAAGCUGCAAGAACUGGCGAGUGUCCGUUGUGGCCUGCGAUUCGACAGUGUCUGGAUAAGGUGUCAUCAGCCAAUGUUGCUGGAAUGCCAGCGUCAGUGGGCUACAUGCCAGGUUCUGUUGGAGGCCCGGUAUCUGUGGGACCUGUCGGUUCGGUAGGAAUCGGCCACAAUCCAGGCUCCAUUGCUAAUCCUGGCUCUAACACAUGAACAGUGCGGGUUUUUAUCGUGAUUUUAGAAGUAGACACUAGUGUUAUUAGAACUUACUUACCAUUAUGUUAAGGUGAUUUCGGUGACUUCCUUUUACCGUUGUUUUUGCUGCGCGUUUUGUUUAUCUAUGAGGUCGAGUCUCUUCUUCUCCUUUUCGGUUUCCGUGUUUGCUGUUCUGAUUUGCUGUCCUCUGCACUACUUCAUCUACCUUGAUUUAUCCUUAAGACUGGUGCCAUGUGAUCUCUUACCUGAGUGAGCAUUGUUGAGCUGGUGGUAUAUAGUAGAGCUCACUUUAGUGGCAAUUUGUUUUUUUUUAUGCUGUAUUAGUACUGCGUUCACAGAUUGUGUCUCUACUUUGUACAUAUUGUCAUUUGAUAUUGCUUGGUGCAUGAUAAAGUUAAAAAGUUGCU
Cylicocyclus nassatus is the source of this 4500-nucleotide messenger RNA. The record is from the annotation of a GenBank genome assembly. NCBI's taxonomy places the organism in Eukaryota, Metazoa, Nematoda, Chromadorea, Rhabditida, Strongylidae.